ACUAAAUAUUCUAUCGGAACUAAAUGACGCCAGUUUUGUUUGAGGUCGACUUGUUAUGGACGAGACGUAACCGGAUGGAAGUCAGCUGACUGCUAAGAAUCCGCUUAUUGAAGAAGCUUACGCCGUUCAGUAAUCGAAGUAUUCGAUAAUUAUUCCACAUUUUGGUUUGAUACUUUCAGAAACAGACAUGAUUAAAGCCAUAUUGAUUUUUAACAACCACGGGAAGCCGCGGAUGAUCAGAUUCUAUCAGUAUUUUGCAGAGGACAUGCAACAGCAGAUAAUUCGGGAGACUUUCCAUUUGGUGUCUAAAAGAGAUGACAAUGUUUGUAACUUCUUGGAGGGUGGAAGUCUCAUUGGUGGCUCAGACUACAAGUUGAUUUACCGGCACUAUGCCACGCUUUACUUUGUCUUCUGUGUGGACUCGUCUGAGAGUGAGCUCGGCAUUUUAGACCUGAUUCAGGUGUUUGUGGAAACACUGGAUAAAUGCUUUGAAAAUGUGUGUGAGCUGGACCUCAUAUUCCACGUGGACAAGGUCCAUUAUAUCUUGCAGGAGGUUGUGAUGGGGGGCAUGGUGCUGGAGACCAACAUGAAUGAAAUCGUAGCUCAAGUUGAGGUUCAGAACCGUCUGGAAAAGUCAGAGGGCGGUCUGUCAGCGGCCCCCGCUCGCGCCGUCUCUGCUGUGAAGAACAUGAAUCUGCCCGAGAUUCCCCGCAACAUCAACAUUGGAGACAUCAAUAUCAAAGUGCCGAGCCUCUCCCCAUUCUGAGGAGCGUUCCAGGGGAGUCCCACAGGGCUGGUGAACCGUACGGUCGGAGCAGUCCUCCUCCACCCAGCUCUGGUCAACGUGGACACCGUGUUAUUAUUAUUAUUUUUUUAAUUUAUGUACUACUGAACCACAGCAGCUCACUCUCCCCUUCAUUCCAGUCUUAUCACAUCUAAUGGAGAAGAGCUGUGGACUGGUUAGAGCUCUACUGAACGUUUUGCACAAUACUGUAAAAGUUUUGAUUCUUUACAGCAUCAACAGUCAUUCUAUGUAUUUUCUGCCACUCUUCAGGUCCUUUCAAUCAGUUACUUAGUCUUUCCAGA
Nematolebias whitei (Rio pearlfish) is the source of this 1086-nucleotide messenger RNA. It is a transcript of the gene ap3s2, whose product is annotated as adaptor related protein complex 3 subunit sigma 2. Bases 188 to 766 code for a protein of 192 amino acids. Gene Ontology annotation, biological process: intracellular protein transport; Golgi to vacuole transport. The transcript has 6 exons. The record is from RefSeq and is a predicted model, not a curated record. Gene Ontology annotation, cellular component: AP-3 adaptor complex; membrane coat; intracellular membrane-bounded organelle. NCBI's taxonomy places the organism in Eukaryota, Metazoa, Chordata, Actinopteri, Cyprinodontiformes, Rivulidae.